AUGUACAAGCUAAUUCUAUUAACCUGGCUAUGCUUAUUGCCAGUACAAAUGGUCUCGUCAGAUUCCACCAAAAAAUUGUUUCCCAAAACGGAUGUCAACGAUUUAGUUUACUUCAACCAAGUGUUUGAUAUGGCGACAAAACAAACAUCAGACCCAGACUCAGAUUCAUUUAUUGAAAAUUCUAAUAAAACUAUUACAUUAAUAACUUUGGAUAAACCACCAAACAAUGACACUAAUGCAGUUGAUGCUCAAUUUAAGAAGAAAAAGGGUAAAUUGAAGCCAAAGUGGGAAUUGAAUGCUGGUGUUUAUUUGGAGAAAAAAGUUAAUAAAAAAUUGUUGAAAAAAUCUAAAAAGAAAAACUCAAAGAAAUUUGGGAUCCUAACUAAUAACAAUGGAGAAACUGAAAGGAUCUUGAUUCCGACAGAACUAAUGGUUUCUCGAGCUACUCCUGGUACUCACAAUUUGUUUUCUCAAAAUAGUUCAAAUUAUCCUUUUCAAUUGACAAAAAUCAAUAUAACAUCAAUAAAAAAAGCACCUGUGUUGUCCACUUCAAUUGCCCAUGAAUUUUUGGACAUCAACCAUGGAAUUGUCAAGUUUUCAAUUGCAAAUAAAGUCUUUGAUGGGUUUUGGAAUCAAAUAUUCUGGGCAUUUCUCUAUAUUUUGUAG
Molecule: messenger RNA, 666 nt
Organism: Candida dubliniensis CD36
Lineage: Eukaryota; Fungi; Ascomycota; Pichiomycetes; Serinales; Debaryomycetaceae
Exons: 1
Coding region: 1-666 (221 amino acids)
Source: RefSeq, a predicted model, not a curated record